AUGGACAUCCCAUCGACCACCUUAGAGAUCUUGGUAAGUGCCUUUUCACAGGGACUUACAAAGGGAAAUUUCUUUCACUCACUCAUCUUAAAACCACCAAAGGACUUCGACCGGUUGCUCUGGAAGGCUAGCGAAUAUGUCAACGUGGAGGAGGUCCAAGGAGCUCGAAAGAAGGAAGCCAUUCCUGAGCCAACAGACGCCCCUGAGUGUCGGGUGGCUCAAACGCAUCAACCACCAAAGGGCCCCCAAGCGGGAGCGACUCAGCCAUUCCAAGAGCCCCAGGCCCACGCUGUGCAACAUCUGGAAGUAGAGCGGUCGGAGGCCGCGAAAGAGAAUAGGAGUAAUGCUACACGGGACAACAUUGGGAUGAUCGUCGGUGAUCCAACGGAUGGUGAUUCCAACAUGGCGAGGAAAUUGUAUGCCCCACGAUUAGAGAUACAUGCCAUCGGGUGCAGUAUGCAGAAGGCCAAGGGACCAGAGAUCAGCUUUGGUCCUCGGGACUUAGUGGGGGUGGAGGUCCCUCAUGAUGAUGCCUUGAUCAUCCGAGCAGUAAUAGCUAAUUACAAUAUUCACCAAAAUUUUAUAGAUAUAAAUAGUUUGGUGAAUAUCAUAUUCAAGAAGGCAUUCGACCAGUUACAAAUCGACCGGAGCGACUUGCAGCCUAUGAUGACACCACUAUAUGGGUUCACAAGCAAUGAAGUAUUGCUAAUUAGUCAAGCUCAAUUAGCCAUAUCACUCAGAGAGGAGUCACUCAGGCGGAUAAGGACAACAAAUUUUAUCAUGGUGGAUGUGCUGUCCGCCUACAACAUUAUAUUGGGUCGUCUGGCCCUGAACGAGUUCUGGGCUAUAGUAUCCACUUUUUGCCAAAAGAUCAAAUUCUUGGUGGACAAGUCGGUGGGUGAAGUCAAUGGUGACCAACUAGCUGCUCAGUGGUGCUACAUUAAGAUGGUUAAGUCCAAGGCAAAGGCCACUUGA
Zingiber officinale is the source of this 975-nucleotide messenger RNA. RefSeq lists its product as uncharacterized. Bases 1 to 975 code for a protein of 324 amino acids. The transcript has 2 exons. NCBI's taxonomy places the organism in Eukaryota, Viridiplantae, Streptophyta, Magnoliopsida, Zingiberales, Zingiberaceae. The record is from RefSeq and is a predicted model, not a curated record.